Molecule: messenger RNA, 1512 nt
Organism: Myzus persicae (green peach aphid)
Lineage: Eukaryota; Metazoa; Arthropoda; Insecta; Hemiptera; Aphididae
Product: piggyBac transposable element-derived protein 3-like
Exons: 3
Coding region: 1-1512 (503 amino acids)
Source: RefSeq, a predicted model, not a curated record
AUGGAGAAGUUGAAAGACGAUGAAAUUGAGUUGUUCUUGGACUUUGAAAUACCAAGUGACUCAGAAGUCAGCUUUUGUGAUAGUGAAGACGAUGAUAGGGAUAUGGACAAUAAUAUAAGGUUUGAAAAUAAUAAUCCUUCUAAUGAGCCUGAUGGCUUUAAAAAAAAUACAAAACAGACAAAAUGGUUUCCUGGUAGGGAUAAUAAUCAUACAAACUCCAUACCUACUUUUACUGGCAAUAAAUUAAUUAAUAUAAAUGUAAAAGAAACUACUCCUUAUUCUGUUUUUAUACAAUUAUUCACUGAAUCUCUUUUUGAAAAAAUAAGAACUGAAACAAUAAAAUAUGCUGUUCAAAAUGGAAAAGAAAAUUUCAACUUAUCUAUAAAAGAAUUGAAAGUGUUGUUUGCAAUCAACAUAGCAAUGACAUAUAUAAAAUACCCAAAUGUAAGAAUGUAUUGGUCUUCUCAAGAGGGGUUGAGAAUGAACCUUAUUGCUGAUGCUAUGACUUGUAACCGGUUUGCCGAAAUUAAAAGGUUUAUUCAUUUUGUAGACAAUUAUGAAAAACCUCAAGUAGUAACUGAUAAAUUUUGGAAAAUUAGACCUGUUUUAGACAUUUUACACAAUUCUUUUCAUUCAGCUAUAUCAACUAGUCAAAAUAUAGCCAUUGAUGAAAUGAUGGUUCCUUUUAAGGGUAGGAGUUCAUUAAAACAAUACUUAAAAUCAAAGCCUAAAAAAUGGGGAUUUAAAAUUUGGGUUCAAGCCGGAACCAAUGGAUAUGUACAUUGUUUUGAGCUAUAUCAAGGUGCCUCGAAAGACAAAAAAUCACUUUUUGGUCCAAUAGGUGAUACAGUUUUGAAAUUGUGUCAUUCAAUACAUGGUGAAAACCAUAAACUUUUUAUGGAUAACUUGUUUACUACUGUUCCACUAUUAAGAAAAUUAAAGUCUCUAAACAUACAUGUCCUUGGUACUCUAAGAUUGAAUAGAGUAACUGGAAUUGAAAAUUACCUAGUCAAAGAUAAAUUGUUAGAAAGAGGUAACUGUUCAAUAGCCACAUCUGAUGACAAUCUGACUGUUGUACGAUGGAAAGAUACUAAACUAGUACAUACUAUAUCGACAUAUGCUGGGGCUAGUCCUGAAGAUAUAACUUCACGUUAUGAUAGGAAGGAAAAGAAAAAAAUUGAAGUCACUCGUCCAUUUACUAUACAGGAGUACAAUAAAUUCAUGGGGGGUGUGGACCUCAUGGAUAGAAUGAUUGCUCAUUACCCUCAUGGAUUCAAGAACAAAAAAUGGUACUUGAGGAUUUUUUUUCAUUUUUUGAAUAUUAGUAUAAUUAACUCAUGGAUAAUAUACAAAGAAAAUUGUCAAAAUAUACCACUUCUUCAGUUUAAUGCAUCAAUUGUUUGGACCAUGCUCCAAAUAGGAAAAUGUGAUACACCAAAAAGAGGCAGGCCUUCCUUACAAUCUGAUCCACCAAAAAAAAAAAAAAUGUUUCCAUUGUUGUUUCAGAAAUAA